This is a messenger RNA of Micropterus salmoides (largemouth bass), 1324 nucleotides long. RefSeq names its product small integral membrane protein 10-like protein 2A. Bases 208 to 408 code for a protein of 66 amino acids. The transcript has 2 exons. NCBI's taxonomy places the organism in Eukaryota, Metazoa, Chordata, Actinopteri, Centrarchiformes, Centrarchidae. The record is from RefSeq and is a predicted model, not a curated record.
AGUCCUCCCAUUGACCGUAGCAGGAAUCUGUAGCGCUGUCGGGGUGGAGCAGCUCUGCCAACACAACCAGCCAAUGUAACAAUGGAGCUCGGUGUCAGUCAGCGAUAGAAACAUGAGCUGUUACAUAUCAGCCACCACUUUCCUCGUUUGUUCGCUUCACUAGCUGACGCAGUAACAUUAGAAACCGCGGGGGCAGACUGCGCUUGUAUGGCGGGUCUGUCUUAUUUAGUGCUCCGAUUUUCGGGCUCCGCUGGUCGGACUUACGGAGUGUUUUCCAAAGGCUUGACGAGGACUUUGUUGAUAUUUUUUGAUCUCGCUUGGCGACUGCGAAUCAGAUUCCCCUACAUCUACCUUGUUGCUUCGAUGAUAUUUAAUGUCAGACUACAGGUCCACAUUGAAAUCCACUGAAUCUCCACUGCCUGUGUUUGGACAACAAACUGUGAGCACUGCCAUGUUUCAGCCCUCUUAAAAAUAAAAACUGACACUGCGCAGCGAUGUGGAGGAAGAGGACACUUCAUUCUGCAAACUGGUGUGACAAUGCAAAAGAGUGACACGGCUGGUUGCUGCGGUCAGCCCUCAUUACACAAGCCCGGUGCCUUUUGCAGGAAGGGGACGGACGGCAGUGAUGUCUGCAAAAAUGAGCCGGGGCUGAGCAGUGAUAUGUCAGGGUGGGGGUGGUGGUAGUGCCUCACAUUCACCCUUUUAACCUGUCACCUGAGAUUCGGUGGCCGCUCGCCCUGGAUAGAUUGUGUCAGAUGAAGGGUGAAUUUCACUGCCUUUUCUUUCUGGAUAUCGAGGACAGUGGCGUGGACUUGAUCAUGAAAACAGAUGAUUGUCACUUUGGAGCUACUGUUUACAUGUAUGUUUAAGGCGCUCAGUGUAAACAUCUCACUUUAAUUUAUAAAAGUAAAUAUCUGCACCGCAUGACACAAACAAGCAUGUUUUUUUUGUCCUCUAUGCUGCCUGGAUACUUUAUUUGAGGUUUGGGGUUAGCUGUAUAAGCGGUACACAGAGGUUUUAGGGGAAAUCAUUCAGCUACCACUGCUACCAACUGUUCUACUGGAAAUUACAGUCUGUUAUUAAAUGCAGUCUCAAAGGGAAUCACUGCAUGUCUUCUAUGUGUUGGUACACACAGGUCGUCACACUCGUGUUUCUGUAUUGUCAGUGGCACGUGGAAUAAGGCGUCGGUGAUGAAAAAUGUUACUUGCAUUUGUGACGUGUUUUUAUUUCUGUGGGAAAAAAAUGUGUGUGUGGGGAGGGCGGGGAGCUUGAAGUCACAGAAUUGAUGGUAUGGAAGGGAAGUAUUAAAUGAAUGAAAUCACCA